AUGUCACGCAAAAGAAAAGCCGACUCGGGCGAAGUCCUCAAAAUUGGAAACAAAACCAUCUCCCUCGAAGGUUACCUCACCAAGAAACCAAAGACUACCACUCCUUCAACAUCAACAUCAGACAACAACACCCCAGCCCCAACAAGCAAAAAUGAUUCUUCGAUAACAACAAACUCCAAGGAGUUUAAACCCUCCCGUCCUCUCACCGGAGACCCAUCUCUGUUCCCCACCCGCCGCACCCUCCCGCUCUACCUCUACCAAGACCGGAUCCGCUCCAUCCUCUCCAAGAAGGAUGUGCUAGUACUAGUGGGUGAAACUGGUUCGGGUAAGUCCACCCAGGUACCGCAGUUUCUCUACCAAGAACGCUGGUGUCAGCGACGGAGAGUCAAGGUCAAGACCAAGGUAGUGGAUAAGGAUGGGAAUGAGAUCAUGGAAGAAGGAGGGAAACCAAAGACGAGGGAGGAGACGGUUAAUGUUGGUGGAGUCAUUGCUAUUACCCAGCCCAGAAGGGUCGCUGCUACCACUCUUGCGGGGCGUGUGGCUAAGGAGUGCGGGACGCCGUUGGAUACGAGUGGGAAUGGUGGCAGAGGGUAUAAAGGAAGGGGGCCGAAAGGGAAGGAUGUGAAGGGCCCAAAGGGUGGGAAGGAUGGGGAGGAGUGGGAUGAGGAAAAGGAUGUGGUUGAGGAGAUGGGGAAGAAUGGAGGAGAUGAUGAGGAGGUGAUUGAAGCUAAUGGGAACGAGAAGAAGGACAAGAAAGAGCAGGAGAAGGGACUGGUUGGUUAUUCAGUCCGUUUCGACCACCGAGUACCGCCGGGAACGAAGAUCAAGUACGUUACGGAAGGUAUGUUGCUGCAGGAACUGCUGAGGGACCCGCAUCUACGACAGUAUUCGGCCAUUAUCGUGGACGAAAUCCACGAGCGCAGCGUCGACGUCGAUUUGUUGUCCGGUUUCCUCAAGCAGAUUGUCACGGGCGACAAGGCCGGCCGUGGAGGGAUCCCGCUCAAGGUGGUGGUCAUGAGUGCUACCGCCCAAGUGGAGCGCAUCAAGAAGUUCUUUUCCAGCGACGACAGCCUCAAAAACGGAACAUCAGGAGAGGAAGUCGAAUACCUACAGAUCGAAGGCCGCCAGUUCCCCGUCGAAGUCAUCCAUGAGCCCAAACCCGUUCCGGACAUCCAAGAAGCCCUCAUCAAAACGGUCUUCAAGAUCCACACCCAAGAGCCGCUCUCCGAUAAGCACGGCAAGAAAGACAUCUUGUGCUUUUUGACAGGUCAAGAAGAAAUCGAAGCCGCCCAGCGUCUGAUCGAAGAAUUCGCCGAGACUCUCGACCCCAAGGUGCCCAAAGUCAAGGUCUUCCCCCUCUUCGGCCAGCUCUCCAUGGAAGCCCAACACGAAGCCUUCCAGCCUAUCAAACACCCAUUCACGCGCAAGAUCGUGCUGGCGACCAAUAUCGCCGAAACCUCCGUCACCGUCCCCGGCGUGCGCUAUGUCGUCGACUGCGGCAAGGCCAAAGUGAAGCAAUACCGUCCCCGUCUGGGCAUGGAAUCUUUGCUGGCAAAACCCAUCUCCAAGUCCUCCGCCAUCCAACGAACGGGUCGUGCCGGCCGUGAAGGGCCCGGUAAAUGCUUCCGCCUGUACACAGCCGAGACGUUCUCUACCCUCCAAAAGACGGACCUCCCCGAGAUUCUGCGGACGGACGUCCUAGGUGCAAUCCUCACGAUGAAAGCCCGCGGCAUCGACGACGUGCUCGCCUUCCCGCUUAUGGACCGGCCGGAAAUUGAAGCCGUCGAAAACGCUCUCGUGCACUUACACGUCCUAGGCGCACUAGAUGACGAGGGGCGCAUCACGGAAAUGGGCCGCAAAAUGGUCAUGUUCCCCGUCACGGCGCCCUACGCGCGCGUGCUUUUGGCGGCUGCCGACCAGAAAUACGAUUGCCUGCUGGAAGCUAUCGACAUCAUCAGUUGCAUCACUGCCGGCGACGACAUCUUCAUGCAAGUCCGUUCCGAAGAGGACAAAGAAUCCGUCGAUGUCUACCGCAAGGAGUUACAACGUCGCGAAGGCGACCUAAUCACUUACCUCAACACGAUGCAACGAUUCGUCUCUACACCGUCCUCCGACCGCGCCACCUUUUGCAAGCAGAGACGCAUCAACGUGCGGAAUAUGCGUCAAGCGCUCAACAUUCGCAAACAGUUGCGCUCCCUCUCCGUCAAGACGAAGAUGCUCGAGGACGCACCACCCCCCGACUCGGAAGUGACGUACCAGCCCGUCUCGCCCGAGACGGCAGAGAGGAUCCUCAAGGCUUUCCUGAGAGGGUUCGCAAUGAAGACGGCGGUCUUGGCGCCGGAUAGCAGUUAUGUGACGGCGCAUGGGAAACAUGUCGUGGCUAUUCACCCGAGCAGCUCGAUGCAUGGCGUUAAGAGGGAGGCCAUCAUGUUUUUGGAACAUGUGUAUACGCAGAAGAAUUACGCGAAGAAGGUGAGUGCGAUUCAGGCGGGGUGGAUUGCUGAGGCUUUGGCUUGUUGA
Sordaria macrospora k-hell is the source of this 2520-nucleotide messenger RNA. RefSeq lists its product as uncharacterized. The record is from RefSeq and is a predicted model, not a curated record. NCBI's taxonomy places the organism in Eukaryota, Fungi, Ascomycota, Sordariomycetes, Sordariales, Sordariaceae. Gene Ontology annotation, biological process: positive regulation of transcription by RNA polymerase I. Gene Ontology annotation, molecular function: helicase activity; double-stranded RNA binding. Gene Ontology annotation, cellular component: nucleolus; intracellular anatomical structure.